CUGGAGGAGAAAAGCAUUUAAUUUAAACAACAACUCUGUCUCAUCUAGUGUUAGACACUGCUACUACUACUGCAGAGAGGGAAGGUUUGGGGGUGCAGCAUAGCAUAGACGACGAGAGAGAGACGAUCGAGUUCGCGUACGGAUUCUCUCAUCUCGGUGAAGAAGAAGGUAGAGAUGAUGAUGAACAAGGAAACAUCACACUGGUGGUGGUUUGACAUUCACCAUACCUCAAGUGGCUCUCCAUGGCUACAAUCUACUCUUGCUGAGCUAGACAGGAAGACAAAGUCAAUGCUGAAACUGAUAGAAGCGGAUGCAGAUUCUUUUGCUCAACGUGCAGAGAUGUAUUACAAGAAACGGCCAGAGCUAAUUAGCAUGGUUGAAGAUUUUUAUAAGGCACAUCGCUUGUUAGCCGAGCGAUAUGAUCAACUUAAGUCUGACUCUGGAAACCGCCUCCUGGCAACAUUUGGGUCACCAUUUUCAACCAAGCACCGACCGGAGAAGUUAAUGAGCGUGAAGACAGAUCAAACCUAUGAUAGCCACUCCGAGAUCUGUGACUCUGAGGACUCUGCUGGGUCUGAAGUAGAUGACCCUGAACAAGAUGAAAUUCAAGUUGUUGAAGAAUUGGAAGAAAUUGAGACUCCUGAAGGAAAGGAAGAAACCCACGUUGAGGACUCUGCUGACUCUGAAGUAGAUGACCUUGAGCAAGAUCAAAUUCAAGUUGGUGAAGAAUUGGAAGAAAUUGAGACUCCUGAAGCAAAGAAAGAAACCCUUGUUGAUGAUGGAAUGAAACAUGUUGAAGUUUGCAUCAGGUACAAUGCUGAAGUGACGAAGUUGAAGGAAGAAAUAGAAAGGCUCGAGGAACAGAAGAGGAUUUACAGGGACUAUCUUUUGCAGAAAGACGCAGAGGGGAGAGAACAAAAGAAAGAAAUUCAAGUCCAAGAAGGAAUAAGAGAAGCUGAAAUUUCAAGGGUUGUGUACAAUGCUGAAAUGAUGAAGUUGAGGGAAGAAAUAGAAAGGCUUAGGCGAGAGAGGACAGUUAAUAAGGAUCAUCCUUUGCAGAAACUUGAAGAGAAGAGGGAAGAAAAGAAAGAAACUCAAGUCAAUGAAGGAAUCAAAGAAGUUGAAUUUUCAAGUGUUUUCUACGAUGUUGAAGUGGUGAGGAUGAGGGAAGAAAUAGAAGUUCUCGGAGAAGAGAACAGGAUUUACAAGGAGCAUCUUUUGCAGAAAGAUGAAGAGAAGAGGGAAGUAAUAAGACAGCUCAGUUUCGCAGUUGAAGUGUUGAAGCUAGAGAAUGUGAAGCUGAGGAAGUACGUAGCUAACCAAAACAGAAGCCAUUUCACCUUCGAGAAGCUGAAGGAUGUAUUUCGUGGGAAGCUUUUUAAUGGAUCUUCAAAGUCUCAGAGUAGUGUCCUAGCUCUCUAGAUGUGGAUUUUCGACGGUAAGUAGCGUAGUUUGUAAACACAGUUUAUAUCUAUCUAGAAUAGGUUGUAAUAUCAGGUGCAUAAUUACCCUCGAAGUCAACCUAGGAAAAUUACUAUAGUGUUGUGUUCAUUAUGGCAUUGCUCUAAUCUUAUUUUAUUGUAUACUGUUUCACAAUUUUAGGAAAGUUAUCGUAAUGUUAUUCAAUCAAAUCAUCCUUAAUCUUUAGUUUUAUAAGGUGAAAAGGAUAUUAAGUAAAUGGAAAAAUAGAAUAUGCAGCCUAACAACAUUAAUGCCAUUGCCAUACACUUUCACUCACCUCGACAAAGCAUAUAAUAUACACACUAGCGCAUAAAAAAGAAGAAAUGUCCACACAUAAAAACAGAAAGUGGAACCACUACCAACAAUAAUUGAGCUGCCACCAAGAGAACCUCACACACCAGAAAGCUGCGUUGAGCAUAACACCAGCAAACCAAGAAAAAAAGCUAAAUUUAAAGGUCCUGAUGAAGUUGUAGAAACUGAAGAAGAGGCUGGCAAAGACCCGGAUGGUGAAAUUGAAAAUCUUGCAGGCCCAGGAGCUAGUAUGUCACCUGGAUUUGGAGGGCUUCGGCUCGAAGGAAUGGUUGGUAGGGAUGACUCAGUUGGAGAAGGCGCUCCAGCUCCAGGAGUUGGGAGCAAAGGUUCGAUAUCUGGCGAUAAAGUUGGGGGAGAGGAUAAGGGAGCAACGGGCAAAAACGCAGGUGCUGCUGAUAUAGUAGAGAUUCGUGCGUGUAUUUGAGAUGCCAAAGCUGGUGGUGAAAAAAGGGCCAUAAAGACAGUGGACAUUGCCAGGAAUGUUGAGCAAAAGGAAGCCAUUGAAUGAUUACGAAAUCAAUACACCUAUUAUUAGCUUCAAUAAAUGUGUCUAAAGAAGAGAAUGGAGGGCAAAGGGAGAAAAGGUGUUGUUAUAGGAGAACGUGAGGAGGGUCGCCCAUGGUUAAGGCUCAAAAGCUAUCUGGUGAGGUGGGGACUGUGUGCUAGGUGUCAAAAGGCUAUUGGGACCCCAUUUGACAUUACAGCUCUGCAUUUUUGCUAAGGGACAAAGGUUGAUGUGCAAGAAUUAACUGGAUCACAUGAAAGGUGGGUGUCUUUUAUCCCUUUCUGGUCUGAGAAAUUCUUUUUAACUCACAAGAGAUUUUUAGAGUCAACUCGUGAGAAAUUCCUGAAAUUCCGCUGCUCAGUUCUAAGAGAUUUUUUUUCUUGAACUGGGCCUGCCAUAAUCAACACCGUAUGUCCAUAUCCAAUGACUAGAACGACCUUCCACAAACAGGAACUAAAUGCAAAUCGUUUACAGGCAGGCAUUUUCAGCAGGAAAAAGGAAGAGGGAGAAGGCAAGUAGACAGUAGUCUGCUCAAUGGCGUAAAAGAUUCGUACCCAGUUGGGUAAUUAGGGAAUCAUCACAGGAAUAUCUUGUCAAUGAUUAAACAGGCGGAAGCCUCCUGGUUUCACUGCAAGAUUAAUGAUUUGGCCAUGAUCUUGAUUUGUCUCUUGUUUUAAUUAUAAGGAAUACUCGACUGGAGUGGAAGAUGAGAUGGACCCCACACCACCCAGAUUAUUAUUUUAUUGAAGAGUCCUCCUAGAUUAUUUA
This is a messenger RNA of Populus nigra (black poplar), 3046 nucleotides long. RefSeq names its product protein NETWORKED 3C. The transcript is spliced from 3 exons. Bases 175 to 1422 code for a protein of 415 amino acids. NCBI's taxonomy places the organism in Eukaryota, Viridiplantae, Streptophyta, Magnoliopsida, Malpighiales, Salicaceae. Gene Ontology annotation, molecular function: actin binding. Gene Ontology annotation, cellular component: vacuolar membrane. The record is from RefSeq and is a predicted model, not a curated record.